UUAAGUCUUCAUUGUGAAUACUGAAUGAACAGAUGACUGAGCAGAGUUCACCAGCUUGAGAAGCAAGCUGGGCCAAAGUCUUGUUGGAUUAUGAGUAGUUCUAACCAGAGAAACUUGUUGGAUGGAAGAACUAUGGAAAAAGUAAUUGAUCAGCAUGGUGUUUUAGAGUCUGGACAGAUAAUGUCAGGAGCAACAAGUAGAUCAGAAGAUGAAGAAUCUUUGGGUGGUCAGAAACGACCUGCCACACAGACCUUUGGCCUAGUGCCCAAACGCAGGAGUUCCUCUAGAUUUAUCAAGCGCAAAAAAUUUGAUGAUGAAUUGGUUGAGAGUAGUCUUGCCAAAUCCUCUACAAGGGUGAAGGGUCCCACUUUGAUGGAGCCAGGGAGACAUUCUGGUAGUGAACCAUCUUCCAGUGAAAAGAAGAAGCUGGCUAAAUAUCCAAUGUUAAGUUGUCCAAUCUUGCCUUCGGCUAUUCCAUCCCCUAGGUUGAGUCAGAGGGGUCCCCCAAGUCGUCCUCCGAUACAGGUGACACUGGAUGGAGGUAGGUGGAGAUUCAACCUAGAUCUGUCAAUGCUGAACACUUACCUGAAGACAAAUGAUCUCACAGCAGUCCAUUUGGGUGUAAAGUUUAGCUGUCGCUUUACAUUGAGGGAGAUUCAGGAGCGAUGGUAUGCACUCCUUUAUGAUCCUGUAAUAUCGAAACUAGCGUGCCAGGCUAUGAGACAGCUUCACCCAGAGGCUGUUGCUGCCAUGCAGAGUAGAGCUUUGUUCAGUAAAACAGAAGAACAGCAGCUGAGCAAAAUUGGAUCGACCAGUCAGCCUAAUUUGGAGACAUUCCAGGAGUUGCUGCAUAAACAUCCAGAUGUUUUUUAUCCAUCAAGAACGGCUAAAUCACUGCAGGUUCACUGGCAACUUAUGAAGCAGUACUAUCUUUUAGAGGACCAGACUGUGCAACCACUUCCUAAGGGUGACCAAGUUCUCAAUUUUUCAGAUGCAGAAGACCUUAUAGAUGACUGCAAACUGAAAGACAGCCGAGAUGAAGUACUAGAACAUGAGCUGACUGUAGCAGACCGUCGCCAAAAACGAGAAAUUCGCCAAUUGGAACAAGAGCUUCCACGAUGGCAGGUUUUAGUGGAUAGUAUCACCGGUAUCAGCUCUCCUGACUUCGAUAACCAAACUUUGGCUGUUCUUCGUGGGAGGAUGGUCCGCUACUUGAUGCGAUCUAGAGAGAUUACACUGGGAAGGGCAACAAAAGAUAACCAGAUUGAUGUUGACCUGUCACUGGAGGGACCCGCAUGGAAGAUCUCAAGGAAGCAAGGUGUUAUUAAACUAAAGAACAAUGGAGACUUCUUCAUUGCCAAUGAGGGCCGAAGACCAUUUUACAUAGAUGGAAGGCCAGUGUUGAAUGGGAACAAGUGGAAACUUAACAACAAUUCAGUAGUGGAGAUUGCUGGACUUCGUUUUGUGUUCCUAAUCAACCAAGACCUAAUUACACUGAUCAAAACAGAAGCUGCCAAGAUGAGCCAACAGUGACAUUUUUCCAGCAGGGUGCUACCGUUGUAAUAGGAACUGCUUAGGAGGAGGCAGUAGCUAUUGUCCCAACUCUUGCAGACUGUUACUUUGCGACAGUAUGUUUAGUCUUUCAGAGAAGACCAGGGGAGCUCUUAAUCACUGGUUCUCAUUCCACUUCCAUAAAGGGAGUCCUUUCUUCAGCCAGUUUACUGUUUUGACUCAUUUUGAUGGUGUUCUUACUGUCUUUAUUUAUGCACACCUUUCACUGGGGAAAAUACAUUUGCUUUGAAACAAAUUGGUAGUAAGCAGUCUCUGCAGGAUUGCGGUUCUCAACUUUCUCUACUUGGAUCUGAAUGGAAUCUUGCAUAGUCGGAAAGUUUUUUUCUUCUGUGAUUGUUUUGUGAAGCUGUGUUAAUUGUCAAACACAAAUUUCGAUCAGUUCUCUCACUGUGUCUUUAAAGCAAAUUAAUAUUAACUGUCUAUGUUGUCACACAGAUUAUGCUUAAUAAAACUCUUUCACCGA
Molecule: messenger RNA, 2035 nt
Organism: Protopterus annectens (West African lungfish)
Lineage: Eukaryota; Metazoa; Chordata; Ceratodontiformes; Protopteridae
Gene: MCRS1
Product: microspherule protein 1
Exons: 18
Coding region: 91-1533 (480 amino acids)
Biological process (GO): positive regulation of transcription by RNA polymerase II
Cellular component (GO): Ino80 complex; MLL1 complex; NSL complex
Molecular function (GO): protein binding; G-quadruplex RNA binding
Source: RefSeq, a predicted model, not a curated record